GAUACUAUUGAGAUGAUAUUUAUACCCGGCAAGGCCGGAGGAUAUUAUGAUGAUAUUGAUAUCCGGUUCGAGUCCGGAGGAUACUAUUGAGAUGAUAUUGAUACCCGGCAAGGCCGGAAGAUAUUGUGAUAAUAUGGAUACUCGGUUCGAGUCCGGAGGAUACUAUUGAGAUGAUAUUGAUACCCGAUGAGGCCGGAGGUUGAUGGCGAUGAUGGUGGUCCUUAUGAAGACAGUUAUGAUGCAUUGUGAUAUUGAUGGUAUAUUUUGCAUUCAUUCCUGCAAGCGCAUCGCCUAUCAGUGAAGAAGAGGCAUAUAAACCUCCAACUAAGAGAAACAUCCUGGAGGCUUUCAGGUGGUUGAUGGAAGACCUUAAAUCAGGUGACUCGUUGGUGUUCUACUUCAAAGGAUAUGGCUUACAGCAACCUGAUUUUAAUGUGAUCUGUCCUCUCGACUUUAGGACUGAAGGCAUGAUCAGUGAUAAUGCCAUCAAUGAUAUUCUUGUUAAACCAUUGAUUCCAGGUGUUACACUUCAUGCCAUUGUUGACGCUUUCCAUAGUGGAACUAUUCUCGACUUACCUUGGGUAUACAACGAGAAUAAAUGGAAAGAUAACAGACCCCCAUCCGGCGUUAAUAAGGGCACAAGCGGUGGCAGGGCCAUCAGUUUCAGUGCUUGCAAGGAUAAUCAACUAGCUGCAUACACCUCUGCUUUCUGUGCUGAAAAAUUUAUGACUGGUGCCAUGACUUGCCUAUUUGUAAGAGCUAUCUGGGAAAAUCCGGAUAUAACAUACCAAGGAUUACUUGAUUAUAUGCACAAGGAAAUCGAAAAGGUCAACAGAGCCAGAAGUCCACUGCUGAAGGUACUUCAACGCAAGAUAGACCAGGAACCAGUGUUAUCAUCUUCUGAAAAAUUCAACACUAACAUGAAGUUCAAGCUCUGAAUCUGCUGCAGAAUUACGAACUUGGACCUAGAGACUUCCAGUUCCAUCACUAAAGGAGGGCAUGGGCGCGCGCUGCUUGUUUCAUACUUAUCUCUUGUAUUGCUUCCAUUUCUUUUGACCCUUGUUUAUCUUUCUCGAGAAGAAGAUCUACAUAUUUGCAUCAAAAUUCUCUUUCGUAUUUUUCUAUGGUGAUUUGGACUGUAUAAUUUGUAUCUAUGUCUCUGAGUUAAUAAUUGAGAGUUUUCCUGUAA
Messenger RNA from Capsicum annuum, 1189 nucleotides. Its product is annotated as metacaspase-1. Gene Ontology annotation, biological process: proteolysis. Lineage: Eukaryota; Viridiplantae; Streptophyta; Magnoliopsida; Solanales; Solanaceae. Gene Ontology annotation, molecular function: cysteine-type endopeptidase activity. The record is from RefSeq and is a predicted model, not a curated record.